CGUGCUGUAAACACGGCUCGCUCAGCUGCGUGGCGGAGACAGCUCAUACCAAGGGCUCGAGGUAGGCUACUGUAUUUACGUAGACUGGGCCAUUAAAACACUAUUCACAUCCUCAUAUGAUAUCUGCAGAAUCUCCUGUCUGAGGUGCAAUGGCUAGGAAGACGGACAUUCCUCCUUCAUACUAUGGUGAGCCGCGCAAGUUUGACCCGGGCUUCAGAGGACCUAUCCAUAACAGGGGCUGCACGGAUGUGGUGUGCUGUGUCGUAUUCGUCAUCUUCAUCCUCGGCUACAUCGCUCUGGGCACCGUGGCCUGGAUCCAUGGCGACCCCAGGAAGGUGGUCUACCCCACCGACAGCCACGGACAGUUCUGUGGACAACAGGGGACGCCCAACGCCAACAAAGCCAUAUUAUUCUACUUCAACAUAUUGCAAUGUGCCAAUCCUGCCGUUCUCAUUAACCUCCAGUGCCCUACAACCCAGCUCUGUGUCUCCAAGUGCCCAGACAGAUUUGCCACAUACCUAGACAUGCAGUACAACUACAGGUACAACAACAGCUACUGGGAGUAUUACAGGCAGUUCUGCAAGCCGGGCUUCGACAAUCCUAGAAAGUCCGUUGCACAAGUCUUGAGAGAUGAGGACUGCCCUUCCAUGAUAGUGCCAAGCAGACCUUUCCUCCAGCGGUGCUUCCCAGACUUCAUCACCAGGAACGGGACGCUAACUGUCGCCAACAAGACAGUCUUCAAAGACGGCUUAGGUAAAACAAGGAGCGUGAUCGAUCUCCGAGACGCUGCCAACCGAGUUACCGCCAUGCAGCAAGGAGUGGAAAGUGGCAUUACCAGUCUGCUAGACGCCAAGGAGGUUGGCAUGAAGAUCUUUGAGGACUAUGCCAACUCCUGGUACUGGAUCUUAAUAGGUCUGGUGAUCACCAUGGUGGUCAGCCUGGCCUUUAUCCUGCUGCUGCGGUUCACAGCCGGAGUGCUCCUGUGGCUCAUCAUCUUCGGAGUCAUCGCUGUGGUGGGCUACGGGAUCUGGCACUGCUACUGGGAGUUCAGUACACUGAGAGGGAAGCCGCACGGGGAUGGUGACGUCACCAUCUCUGACAUCGGCUUUCAGACGGACUUCAGAGUUUACCUGCAGCUCAGUCAGACCUGGCUCAUCUUCAUGAUCUCCCUAUCGGUCAUUGAGGCGGUCAUCAUAGUAAUCCUGAUAUUCCUGAGGAGGAGAGUACGCAUCGCCAUCGCUCUGCUGAAGGAGGGGAGCAGGGCCAUUGGCUACAUCAUGUCCACUCUCUUCUACCCGAUCAUCACUUUUGUGCUGCUGGCCAUCUGCAUAGCGUACUGGGCGGUCACUGCUGUCUUCUUGGCGUCUUCUGGCGACGCUGUUUACAAGGUCAUGUCGACGCAGGACAAAUGCGUGUAUGCCAACCUCACCUGUGAUCCAGAGACCUUCAGUCAGACCAACGUGACCAAGGUGUGCCCUGGCUCUCAGUGCACCUUUGCCUUCUACGGCGGCGAGAGCCUCUACCACCGCUACAUCUUUGUGCUGCAGCUGUGUAACCUGCUGGUGUUCCUGUGGCUGGUCAACUUCACCAUCGCCCUGGGACAAUGCACCCUGGCCGGGGCCUUCGCCUCCUACUACUGGGCCCUUAGGAAGCCCCAGGAUAUACCAUCCUGUCCACUGUUCUCCUCCUUCAGUAGGGCUGUAAGGUACCACACAGGCUCUCUGGCGUUUGGCUCUCUGAUCCUGGCUGUAGUGCAGAUGUUCCGCAUUGUUCUGGAGUACCUGGAUCACAAACUCAAAGGCGCGCACAAUGCUUUUGCCCGCUUCCUGAUUUGCUGUCUCAAAUGCUGCUUCUGGUGCCUGGAGCAUUUCAUCAAGUUCAUGAACCGGAACGCCUACAUCAUGAUUGCGAUAUAUGGGAAGAACUUCUGCACCUCGGCUAAGGAUGCUUUCUUCCUCCUGAUGAGGAACGUAGUAAGGGUGGCAGUGCUGGACAAGGUGACAGACUUUCUGCUCUUCUUGGGAAAAGUGCUUAUUUCAGGGAGUGUUGGUGUUUUAGCGUUCUUCUUCUUCACCCGUAAGAUACCAGUUAUUCAAGAAGAAGUGCCAUCACUAAAUUACUACUGGGUCCCCCUGCUGACGGUGAUAUUUGGAUCCUACCUGAUCGCCCAUGGCUUCUUCAAUGUCUACGCUAUGUGUGUGGACACCUUAUUCCUUUGUUUCUUGGUGGAUCUGGAGGUGAACAGCGGCUCUGCUGCCAGACCCUUCUACAUGAGCAGCACCCUGAGGCAAAUUCUCGACAAGAAGAACAGCAAGAGGAGGAAAGACAAGAGAGAGCGGGGAAGAUGAGAAGAGAGGAACAGAUACAGGGUGACUGGAGGAGACAGAGGCAGGAGAGGUGAUGGAGAUGGGGGAAGGCACCUGUGCAUGAUGUAGAGAUGGAAGACAGACAAUUCUAAUCCUGGUCCAUAUUGUACCUGCUACCAUUAUUAUUAUGCUCUUUGGACAUAAUAUGUGAAUUGUCUUAUCUUGCCUUACAGUACUUGGAUGUACUAACGAACUAUCACCAUGAACAAUGACAACAGUGCGGUUAGCUUAACUGUGGCCAAAUCGUGCAUUUUAAGGCAACGGCAAGUUCUUGGUUUUACCAAUGUACUGUGAAGCACUUACUUGAGUGAACAGCGAAGUGUACAUUUGUAUAAUAAUAGGUUGCACCACAUACUACCUGUCAGCAGGCCCAUGUCACUGUAUGCAGGAACUCAAACCAGCCACAAGAUGGUACUCUUAAGGUGGACAUCUUAAAGGUCCAGUACAGACGUUUUAAAUCACGAUAUCAUGUCUGGGUAACAAUUAAGUACGUUACUGUGGUUUCAAUUAAAGAGGUCAGAGAGAAACAAAAAUAGCUUCUCAGCAAAAGAGCAAUUUCUCAAGCAAGAAUUAUGCUAGGACUGUCUGGGACUGGUCUGAGUCGGGAGGGGAAAACCAGCUUUUAUUGGCAGAGAGGUUAGGAACUCUCGUUCUUAUUGGUCUAUUAGCUCAUUUGUCACCUGGUGAUGUCACCAGGCAGGCCAAAACUCCAUCCCACCAAAACAGGAAAUAUGAAUGUUGACUGCACUGGGCCUUUUAAGAAAGGUUACACCAAGACAGCUGAGUGAACGGCUGCUUGGGUUAAUACUGUACACGAAAUGUCCGUAGUUACCAUGUAUAAUUACGCUCUUCAAGCUCCUUGGAGCACUAACUUUUAUUUUCUCCUAUUGAGAAAGCUAUUUGCCAUACAUUGUCCAUUGUGCUAAUGUCUCGUUGUAGCAACCUUCUAACUUGUCCAAUUGUAAGUAUGUAAUAGCCCUACAAUUAGGUGCUUCAGUAAGUGCCAAAGUGCAACGGAAAUCAGCAGGAAUGCAGCGUCGAGGACCCUUACCUGUAUGUAUUGGAUUCUGGCCUCCAUUGACCAUAAAACGCACAGUGUUACAAAUUAUGUUUCCCUCUUGUAUGCCAUUCAAGGUUUUUGGUCUAAGGUCUUCGUCCCAUUCCUUCUUUGUGCAACAGCACUGUGGGGACAGAUAAUGUGCCAUUACUACGUCUGUCCCAUAGUGGCAUCACUGCCAGUAUCAGAGAUAGAGCAUCCUUUUCCACUGGGAUACAGUACAGUAGCACAUGUCCAUACCAUUUUUGUUAUUGAAAUUUGACCUGUGUAAGGGCACAACAACCUCAUGAUCAUGUAAAUAUGGAAGUAAUGCAUAUCCGUGAAUAAUCUGAAUGGAUUACUACAGGCGCCUGUGCUUUCUUCUCUCCCUGUUAUUGCCAUGAAAGAACAGUCCUCCAUUAAUGCAACAAUGCCAAUAAACUAUGACUAUGCAUAUGCUAUAGUAUGUACAGUGCCUUCAGACAAUAUUCACACCCCUUGACUUUUUCCACAUUUUGUUGUUACAAAGUGGGAUUCAAAUGGAUUUAAUUGUAAUUUUUGUCAACGAUCUACACUAAAUAAUCUGUAAGUGAAACAAAUUGAGAGAAUGCAAAGAGUGUGCAAAGCUGUCAUCAAGGCAAAGGGUGGCUACUUUGAAGAAUAUCAAAUAUAAAAUAUAUCUUGAUUUGUUUAACACUUUUUGGGUUACUACAUGAUUCCACAUGUGUUAUUUCAUAGUUUUGACGUCUUCACUACUAUUCUACAAUGUAGAAAAUAGUCAAAAUAAAGAAAAACCCCGGAAUGAGUGGGUGUGUCCAAACUUUUGACUGGUACUGUAAGUGAAUUAUUGCAGACAGGAUGCAUGUUUUGUAAUUUUUUUAUUCUGUACAGGCUUCCUUCUUUUCACUCUGUCAUUUAGGUUAGUAUUGUGGUGUAACUACAAUGUUGUUGAUCCAUUCUCAGUUUUCUCCUAUCACAGCCAUUAAACUCUAACUGUUUUAAAGUCACCAUUGGCCUCAUGGUGAAAUUCCUAGCGGUUUCCUUCCUCUCCGGCCACUGAGUUAGGAAGGACGCCUGUAUCUUUGUAGUGACUAGGUUUAUUGAUACACCACCUAAAGUGUAAUGAAUAAUUGCACCAUGCUAAAAGAGAUAUUCAAUGUCUGUUUGUUUUUACAUAUCUACCAAUAGGUGCCCUUCUCUGCGUGGCAUUGGAAAACCUCCCUGGUGUUUGUGAUUUAAUCUGUGUUUUUAAAUUCACUGCUCAACUGAGGGAUCUUCAAGAUAAUUUAAUGUUGGUACAGAGAUGAGGUAGUCAUUAAAGUACAUUUUUACUCCUGAACUUUAGUUUUGCCAUAAGGGGUUGAGUACUUAUUGACUCAAGACAUUUCAGCUUUUCAUUUUUUAUUAUUUUGUAAACAUUUCUAAAAACAUAAGUCCACUUUGACAUUAUGGGGUAUUGUGUGUAAGCCAGUGACACAAAAUCUAAAUGUAAUCAAGUUUACAUUCAGGCUGUAACACAACAACAUGUGGAAAAGGCAAGGGGUGUGAAUACUUUCUGAAGGCACUGUACAAGAUGACAAAAGAAUUUACAGUCUGUAGAGUCAUUUAUCUUUCUACUCACCCAUUCAUUUCCAUCACCAUGUGGUAGAACACUGUACCUUUGACAAAUCAGAUGAGGAGAUCAAUAAGAGGAAUCCCUCCCUCCUUUGGGAAGUGAACUCUUUGGGUUUACCACAGUAAACACAUGGUUAGUGUAUGCCUUACAUUCCCCUCUACCUCUCAAGGUCAUCGCAUGGACGGAUCACAAACAGCACGGCGACAAGAUGCUAAAAGACUCUUGCGGACAGAGUGCCUGACAUGUCUGUGACUGAUGCAUGCAGUAUGUCUACUCUAUCUUCUCUCCAAUGGUAGAUUCCUAACUUCGUUCAGAGAUUUUUUUUUUGUAAAGAAUUUUGCAUAUCUAUAUUUUAUUUUAAACGGUGAGUAUGUAUGAAUGUUUGGACUGUAUAUAAGCAUAUUAUUUAAUAACAAGAAUAUUUGUUUGGGGUUUGCUUUAGUUUUUUUAUUUUAUAAAUUGAUGCUAAUCAACCAUUUGUGUCUUAUUGAGUAUAUGGAGGUGCCUUCCAUGCCAUGUGUCAUUCUCCAAAAAUGUACAUGACAUUUAUGACGUUGACUGAGUCCAUUUCUCCCGUUUAGCUUUGCUUCAUUGUGGUACUGUUGGUUGAUGUUGUUGUGAGUAGAAACUGUCACUGUUCUAUAAAGUAAUUUUGUCAAUAAACAUUUAUUUUCUUAA
Molecule: messenger RNA, 5695 nt
Organism: Salvelinus fontinalis (brook trout)
Lineage: Eukaryota; Metazoa; Chordata; Actinopteri; Salmoniformes; Salmonidae
Product: choline transporter-like protein 5-B
Exons: 23
Coding region: 150-2348 (732 amino acids)
Biological process (GO): transmembrane transport
Cellular component (GO): membrane
Molecular function (GO): transmembrane transporter activity
Source: RefSeq, a predicted model, not a curated record